Molecule: messenger RNA, 1806 nt
Organism: Siniperca chuatsi (mandarin fish)
Lineage: Eukaryota; Metazoa; Chordata; Actinopteri; Centrarchiformes; Sinipercidae
Gene: ubxn1
Product: UBX domain protein 1
Exons: 10
Coding region: 250-1182 (310 amino acids)
Molecular function (GO): protein binding
Source: RefSeq, a predicted model, not a curated record
AGCUAAAGUGAUGGAGAGCUUAUGAGAGUUCCGGAUCGUUUUUAAUCGUGCUAGCCCGCGAGGCUCCCCAGCUAGUUUGGAAGCUAAUUUGAACGUUAGCCACAUUAAUGCUAAAUUUAGCACUCAGUGUAACGAUACGUAUAAUAUUAUAUAGCUACAACUAGCGAGCGGGGCUAAACAAGCAUUUUGUCAGGCUACCAGUCAAAGAACAUGUAAUAUCUGUUCACACGGUGUUAUAUUCUGACUAUAAUGGUCAAAAUGGCAGAGCUAACAACACUAGAGAGCCUGCUGGAGAUGGGCUUUGAAAGAAACAGAGCAGAGAAGGCGGUGGCCAACACAGGGAACCAGGGAAUAGAACAAGCCAUGGACUGGUUAAUGGAACAUGAGAACGACCCAGACAUUGAUGAGCCCUAUGUGCCGCCUGUGGGGAACGUCCUGGGAGGAGAAACAGACAGCCAGCCUACCACAGAACAGCCAACACUAGCAGACACCGCUGAAGGGACAGCAGGUGGAGACGGUAGCUACAAUGUUGACGAGGAAAGUGCAAAGAGGCCAAUGACAGAGGAGGAGAGACUUGAGCAAGUUAGAAGGCUCGAGGAGCUCAUGCGGGUGAAGCAGGCGGAGAGAAGAGAGCGAGAGCGGGAAGAAGAGUUGGAGAGGGAGAAGCAGCGGAGGAGACAGGGCCAAGAGCUGCAGCAGAUUCGCCAAAAGCUGCAGGACGAUGAUAUGAAAAAACUGACUGAGCAGCGCAGGAGAGAGAAGAUGGAGGACAAACUGGCAAGGCAAAGGGUUAAAGAAAAGAUAGCACGAGACAGAGAGGAGAGAGCACAAAAGUUUGGAGGCGGUGGACCACCGAGCACGGCCGCAUCGUCCCAACCUGCCCAGCCCAGCCCCUCAUCACCCACCAGUCACGGCCCUCCACCCACUAAGAAGGAGUAUGAUGAGUCCAGGAUACAGGUACGUCUGCUGGACGGCUCGACCAUCACAGCAGUCUUCAAGGCCCAGGAGCCGCUGGCGGCAGUGCGCGUCUACGUACAGAUGAACAGCAACACGCCUGAGGGACAGGACGUCACGCUGCUGUCGCCCUACCCCCGUCAUGAAUACACCGAACUGGACAUGGAGAAGCCCCUCAAAGAAUUGGGUUUGGUGCCUUCAGCUGUGCUGGUUGUUACCAAAAAGUGAGAUCAGGAGGAUCUGCUCUGUGAGCCUACCUCGCCACUUCAUCAACACGAGAGACACCCGAAACAGAUUGAUCCAGGAAGAGAGCCGCAACCUUUUCAGUAUCACCCAUUAAGCCAGCUAACUGAACUAAAGCAGUGAAUUGCAGUUCGAGGCUGUGUUCAGAUUGUGUAUAGCUACUUUUAAGAAGUUUUGGAGAAGUAACAAUGAAAAAAACGGUUUGAUUCACUCACUGAAUGAUGCCUUAUGCCAUUCUGGGCUUGACUGAUUACACUUGACAUAGAUUGGUUUGUGUGCAGUGAGAUGGACAGUUACUUUUACUUAUUCAAGAACAAAGUGAAGAUAGCUGGCUUCUGAUGGGAUACUGCUUCAUGGUUUCAACAACACAUUUAUAAAAAACGAUACAGAACAAAAUCUGUCAAUUUUAACCUGCUCCUUGCAUAGCAAAGUACCAUACAAGAGACGUACUUGAUUGGUUCUGAAAGAGCCUUAAAUUUAAUCCACACGAUCUUCCUGAUUUUGUGACAUUCUACUUUGCCAGUUUUUUUUUUUUAUAAGUUAAAAUAUAUUGACAGUUAUGUCUGCAUAAUCACCAAGAAUCAACUUAAAAUAAAGCUGACUCAGAGA